UUCCAUUCAGGGAGAAUAUUGGCCUGCCCACUUAGAGAGGGGUGGUAUCAUUUGAAAGCUACAACAAUGCGUGUAAGCACAUUGUGACCAUCGGUGUAUAACAACAUACGAUGCAGUGAUAUAAUAUUAAAUCUGAGCAUUCAUCGUCAUUCAGUUACAUGUAACUAUCAACAGCCGUUGAGAGAUAGCAAGAUUUUGCGUUUAUAGCCUGCAAGGUGCCAUUUUGCAGCAGAUGCAUAUAUUUACAGCUGAGUCAACUGGAGCAACGUGAAAUGAAGUACCUUGUCCAAGGACACAACACGCCGAUGGAACCGGGAAUCGAACAUACGAACCGAAUGCAACUGUCUUUAAUCAUUAGGCUACACAACACUGGAUUUUUUUCUAAAACUUUUUGGAAGACUGGAUUUGCCAAAAGCUUUUUGAAAGAUGAAGAGAAGCAAAACUGAGGCGGUAGACAAGGGUGGAAGAAAUGAAGAUCCACCACCAAACAAUCCACAGGCAUGCACAUUUGUAACAAACCCAGAGGAGCAGGAAGAGUCAGCGCCUUGUACUGAAGUCAAUCAAAGUGAAGUAUCAGAAGAAGAAAAAGUGUCAGUUAUAGAGAUUAAUGAAAAUCCAGCCUUGCGAAUCCUCGACAAUCUUAGCAAUUCUGGAAGAAUUUCUUCAGCAAAAGCAACAUACUUUAAAGAGAAGUAUUUGAAAAUGCAGCAACUUCUAACUCAAUCUAGCUCCAAGGUAUCAAGAUUGCAUGAAGAAUAUUCUGAAUAUCUCAGUUCUCAACAAGAACUGAUGCGAAAACUUGAAGAGGCUAAUAAAUACCCAAAGAAUAUUGCUGUGUCAACAGAAAUUACUAGCUUACGAGAAUCCUUUUUGAGUGCCAGCAACAAAUAUGCGGAAGUAAAAGAACGUUUACUUCAUUAUGAAUUCAAAAUAGAAUGUUUGACUGAAGAGAAAACGGUUUUACUAAGGGAAGUCACCAAACAACCAAAACCAGGGGAAGUUCAAGCAAAGCUAAAAGAUCUUCAGAAAUAUAUUGAAGAUUUAAAGAAAGAUACCCAACAAACUCGCGUUGAUUCAAAACAGCUUCUAGAAGAGAAAUCUGAGAAGAUCACUUUGCAAGAACAGGAGGUUGAAGAGUGUAACCUGCUAAAAGAAAAGCUUGGAAAUAUACAGAUGGAGCUUUAUCAAAUAGCAUCUGAACCAAAUCAAAUUGCAAAAGAAGCAGAUAAGAUAUCCAGAAAGAUACAAGAUAUUGAAAAGAAAAAAAUGAUUAUACAGCUUGAGUUUGAUGAAUGUUUUGAGGUUCUGAGAAAUUUAGAGAGUAUAAGUAUGGAACGAGACAAAGAAAAGCAGAGUCUAGUUGAAAGUAUUCAUAAAACUUCCUUAUCAAAAUCAGAUAUAGAGAAAAACAUAUAUGCACUGAAGAGCUCCCUUGAACAAGUAAAAGAUAAACUAGCACAAAAGUGUACAGAAAAAGAUGAAGUUGAUAUUUCCAUUCAGCAAAUGUUAAAUGAGAAACAAAGGAGGUUAGAAUAUGUAACCAUCAUGUCACGAAAUAUUGAAAAGGACCAGCGUGAGCUGAAGAAAGCAGAGUUGCAGGUGAAAAUUGCAAAAGAUAACUUAAACCAUUUACGGAAUAUUUUGAAUAAAAUUUCACAGCAGAAAGAAUCAGUCCCAACUGAUGAUGAAAAUAGAUCCAAAAAAAUACAAGAGUUGAAAACAGAAAAUGAACUAAAGUCACAACAGCUAAGUGCACAGAACAGGGUAAUGGCAACAGAAAAUAUGAAGUUUGACAAAAGUGUUCAAUGUGAACAAGAAUUGUUGCAGGAAUACUUUGAAGGGGAUUUAGAACUGCAAGAAUUGAGUCGACUUGCAAUCAUGAAGACUGUUGAGCGGGACAAAAAAGCCCGAGAUAAAAAUCGGGCUGACAACCGACAUCGAUGUAUAAAGGAGGAAUUAAAAGCAAAAUAUGGUCUUAUUGAUGAUCAUAAGAAGAAGCUGAGAGAAAAAAAGAAAAGACUAAAGGUUUUUGCCCAGAAAUAUGAAAGCAUGAAAACUGACCGGAACAAGUAUGUAUCCCUCAUCCAGAGUAGUACACAAAAGACCAGCGAACUGAGGCAGAAGAUAAAAAUCAUACAGAAUGAAAUGGAGAUCCUCCGAACAGCAGUUGUACUGAAAGACAAACAACUUCAUAAAGAGCGACUAAAACACAUGCAGAAUGUCUUACUACGUGAUGCCCUGCGUGAAGACAUAGAUAAACAUCAUCGGAAGGUGAUUGACUUGGAAGAACAAUGUGAACAACAAAAGAUAGAGAUAAGGAAGUUUAAUUACAUGAUUAACCAAACUGAAGAACAUAUGAUCAAGCUGAGAAAGAGAUACGAAAAUGCCAUUCAAGAACGUAACAAAAAGGGUGAAUGGUUAAUCAAAAUAAACUCAGAAGUAUGUUUAUUUUAUGAAAAAUUCAAUGUUCAGAAUGACAUGAUUACAAAAGGAAAUUCAGAGCUUGAAAAUUUUGAACAAGAAUUGAAAAUAAUGCAUCUUGAAAAGAGUUCAUUGUUAAGAGAGAUCAAUGUCUUAGACAGGCAGCUUCCUGAGAGGAAACCUCUGCUAGAAAAACUCAGAAAUGCCAAAUUUGAUCAUUGCGAAUGGGAAAUUAAAUGUAAGAUAAUGGCAAAAAGUGUUGUGGAGAGAGACAAUGAGAAAUAUCUGCGUUUCCUUCAUGGUAAUGAUCCUUCUCCUCUUGAAUUGUCACAGAAAAUUGAAAAGCUGGAAGUCCGAUUGUCUAAUAUGGAGAAACAGCUGAUGGAGAAGGAUCUCCUUAUAAAGCAAGUGACUCAUCUUCUGGAAAGAACUAAACAUAAGGCUGAUACAGGAAAAGAUGAUACAUUGAAGCUUGCUAAAAGUAUCAAUGACAUGCAGCGCAAGAUUAAAGAAACUACUCGCAAAAUGAUGUCUAUGACUGCUGAGCUGUCCAUGAACCAAGCAAAUGCAAUGAUGUUAAAUCAUGAACUGAAACAACAAGAAGACUUAGUAGGACAGUGUUAUGCCCGAAUGGCACAAGGAGAAGCACCAUCUGAGGCAAUGGAACAGGAAUGGUUGAGAAAGAAAAAUGAUGAACAACAGCAAAAGAAUAGAUUGCUAGAACAGCAAUUGUUGGAGGAAGAAGACACAAACCUCAGAAAAGCUGGAAGUACUUUCACAACAGCAGAACAAAGACCAAAUGCCUAUAUGCCAGAUAUUGGCUGUGAUCUUCCUGUUCCAAGGCCUUAUGGCAAACAUGCACCAUUUAAACCAACAGAACCUGGUUCAAAUAUUCGACACAUUCGUAAACCAAACCCAGUAAUUCUUGAUAUCUAAACAAACAUUUAAUUUUGAAAUGUCUCUAUAGUCACUAUAUAUAUUACUUUAUCAAAUAGUAUAUAUAUACACUACAUAUUGAAUAAAAUCAUAGAAUUCUAUUCUUGAAAUGAACAAGAACAAGAAGGAUUAUAUUAUUAAAGCUUUAAAGGUACCUUAUUAAAUCAUUAAAUAUUAAAAAUAGUGAGUGUGUAUUAUUGCAAAUUUAUUGUAGAUGAAAGUAGUUUUGGGACUAAUUGAUUCUCUCUACAUAAACUACAACACACUGGGAGCCACUUUGUGGUGGCUUGCUUUAUUAGAAAUAAUAGCCAAAUAUCUCUCAAAUCUCACUCUAUGACUAUAAAAAGAAAGAUGGGAGGGCACAUUGAAUUUGUUGUCCUAGAUACACCAUUCCUGUGAACAUACAUUUUAACAAAGCAUGCAAAAGUUGACAUAGACAUAUCAACUGCGUUCCUAUGUAUAUACUUGUUUAUGUACACUUUAUACAUAUUUUCUUUUGUGAUAUCGCUCCAUCAGUUACUUGGACAUGCACAUGCAUAUAAGCAGAAUAAUUUGUUACCUUUGUUCCUGCACCUGAAGAAAUGUAAUACUUGCCAUGUUAUAUUAUCAUUUCCAGAAAUACAGUUCAUAAAGGCUGAAAUCAGUUAAAAUCAAAUGAAGAAAAAUAAAAUAAGACAAAACUAUAAAGUGCAGGGGAAAGAAAAUAUAGGGCUAGAGGAUGUUUUGAGGGUUAUAUGAAAUUGUCUUAUGGAAUAGGUCAGGCAUGCUUCAGGAAAAGCUGUAGAAAUAAGGCAAAAUAUUUCAAAGAGGUUUGCAUCAGGGUUUAUCAAUUACUCAGUGUUAGAGACUUUGCCUCACAGGUAGACCUAAAAAUAAUGCAUGGGUAGAAAGUUAUAAGGACUUAACUUAUCGCCAUUAUAGUAUGGAUGAUGGGUAUACUCCCGAAGGAUCUAGACGUAUUCAGUCUUUUCCAGCAAAGUCAAUGUUCAAAUGUAGGACUCCUAGAACAGUUAUUUAACUACAUGUCACUUGGGCAAUAGGUUAAUGAUCCUAAGAUAACUCUGGAAUGUUCUGAAGUAAUAAAGAUGAGUUUGCAUAUAGCAUCAUAGUUUAUACCUCUUUGGAGUUAGAAAACAUGGAUAGUGAGGUGACACUGAAGUUGGCUUGAACUAUUGGAACUCUCUGAAGAUGCCUCUUUAUUCCUCUAAGGAAUUCUUAAGCCCUAGUGUCAGAUCCAAUUGGUUUACAAAAAGAUAGGUAUAUAUAGCAGUGUUGUUACACCAAUGUAGGUCUAUCCCCAUGUUGUACUUCUUAGUAUAUUAUUUAACAUCCACCAACUUAUAAAAUUCUCAAGAAUGCCUUCUGUAUAUAAAAACAAGUAGUGGAGGGAAUUCUAAUAAACUAAAUAUAGUAAGCCUAGAAAAUUUUUAUUAAUUAAAAUUGCACUUGCACUAGUUGGGUAAAAAAAGAAAAAGAAAGUCAUUAUCUUAAUUCACUCUAGUCAUAAAAUAUAAGGGAGACAAGUCCUGAAAUUAAAUUAGAUAUAGAAUGCAGUGCAGUAAAGAUUUAAGAUAUGCUUUGAUGUUAUUAGAUAUCAUCUGUGAGGCAUUAACUAUUAUUGCAGGUCUUAGUUUGAUUUGAAAGGUGACUUGCCAAGUGUGGCAAUUUUUUAUUUUUAUCAAAAUUAAGUCAAGUUGACACUGUUUGGCAGAUUGGUGAAAGCUUCAUGAAAUUAGGUAAUUUUCUCUAACUUACAUGGCUAAAAAAACAAUUUUCAAAUAUAUUGCUUUGUUUACAUGAAAUUUAACCUGAUGAUGAUGCUUUCUAAUGGUGAAUUUUUAUGACCACAUAGAGUAGGCUCAAGAUAAUUUCAGACAAUGUUGUUCUAUUGAUAUGAUUUCAUUGAGGCUCUUAAGUCAGCAAUAUUAGCUCAGUACUAGAUGUACUCAUGACCCAUUGGGUCACAACCACUCCAAGUUGAAAAUGUCAAUGUGUGGCAGCAAAGGAAAAGACACUAUUUUGAACUUCAUGCAAUAAAAUUCUUAAAUAAUAGAGAUCUCCUGGCUUUAGUGUGACAAAAUAAACACAACCAAGUGUUUCUUCUUUGAAAAUGUUCAAAUGGCCUUCAACUUUUUUCCUCACUUUCUUCUUUGCCAUUCUCUGUUACUACUGUUCCAAGUGAAAUACAUGGGUAUUUCAGCAUAAAGUAAUGUUUUUGCAAAGCCAUCAUUGAUGUACAAUGAAAAGAAUUCUGUACACUAUGCACCUGUUCAGACAAUAUCACUUUAGUAGAGGAAGUGAGCUAAUGUACAGCACAUACAUUUGAUCAUUAUAAACAAAUCAUUGUGCAAGAUGUUCAACAAGAAAUUGCUGAAUAGUCUUUUUUGGACUAUGACAGACUACCGCCAUAAAGAUUUUUAAAAAUCAUUACUAACUAAGAGAAAAUUAUCUGUCUUGCACAUAAUUCCAGCAUGCUAUACUAUCGUCCUUGCUAACUCAGCAAGUAAACAUGACAACAGCACCAGACACAUUUCACUGCUGAAAAACAUUCCAAGAUCUUGCAGGCGUGAAGUGUAUUCGAUCUACUAUAGCCAAAUUUAAAUUAACAGUGCAACAGAACUUUUCUCACGGUGGAACGAUGGUUUUUCUCUGACAGCAGUUUUACAUUUGCCAGAUUGCCUUUAGUUAAGCCAAAAUGAUGUCUUCACCACUUGAUCCUUAUAACCUCUUCUACUUUGCCAAAAGCUAGAAUAGUGAGAUAUCACAGUACCACCAAUGAAGCCCAUUGUUCUCAACGAUAUGUCUAUCCUUCUGGAUAGUUAUAAAAGCAAGAACCUCCAA
Molecule: messenger RNA, 6198 nt
Organism: Octopus sinensis (East Asian common octopus)
Lineage: Eukaryota; Metazoa; Mollusca; Cephalopoda; Octopoda; Octopodidae
Product: coiled-coil domain-containing protein 146-like
Exons: 20
Coding region: 427-3357 (976 amino acids)
Cellular component (GO): cytoskeleton
Source: RefSeq, a predicted model, not a curated record